Messenger RNA from Exaiptasia diaphana, 843 nucleotides. RefSeq lists its product as uncharacterized. The annotation marks the transcript as partial. The record is from RefSeq and is a predicted model, not a curated record. Lineage: Eukaryota; Metazoa; Cnidaria; Anthozoa; Actiniaria; Aiptasiidae. The transcript has a single exon.
UGGCCGUCAGUUCUAUAUAUGUCACGAGAAAAUCGUAUAUACGACAACUCUCUCUGAUCCCCAGUGGAUUUACGACAGAAUCACAGUAUUUUGAAGCAUCAAAACAACUUCUACAAUGUCCUAGAAAGUGGCAAUAAAGACUGCCUAAUUGGAAAUCUUUCCAAAAGUUACAGUUUGAAUUUAUAGAAAUUAUAAUGAUUGCUAACGGGAAUUUAAAGAAGAAUCGUGUCAUCCCAGUUAAUCUCAGACAGAAUAUACCACCAGAACUUACAGAAGACGAACAGAGUUUAAUUGCUGGCACUUUUCCACUCAGGAGACGCGGUCAAAAUGGAGAACCACCACGACGAACUGCUCGUGUAUCUCGUACGUCCGUAACAUCGGCAAUCGAAUCUCUUGGUCGAGCAAAGAUUGGCUUUACUCGAUGGCGAAAUGCGGCUCUUGAAGAGACUAACAAUGAAAGAGAGAACUCGUUUGUCGGACUGCAAAGACCUAGAAGUCGCAUGAAGCUGGGAAUUCCUAAUAAAAUCAGCAUUCAUCGUAUGAAYGCAGCUCAGCUAAGUGAUCUAGAUGAUCUCGUUGAAGACUCCAUUGAUGGGGUUCCGGGUCGCGAAAUGAGGAAGAAAACAGACGAGGCAGUGAGCUCCCCGAGCCGAGCUUUACUCUACUACUUCGCUAAGCUAGCAUCAAAUUCAAACGAGCAAGAAAUAAUUGAUUUAGAGUUUGUGGGAACAUUAAUUCAAUCGGGCGCCGAUGUGAACAUCACCGACAGACACGGUCAGAGCGUGAUGCACGAAGCGGCUCGUCAGUGGGAAGUUCAAGUAGCGAAAUUUCUUAUAGAUAAAG